AUGGAGAAAAGGGAAGGGAAGAGAAGGAUAGUGUUAGUUUCACCUCCAGCACAAGGACAUAUGACUCCAAUGAUGCAACUCGGGAAAGCCCUUAGCUUGAAAGGCUUCUCAAUUACAGUUGUUCAGGGAGAAUUUAAUCAAGUAAGCUCGUCUUCGAACCACUCCUCUGGUUUUCAAUUUAUUACCAUACCAGAAAGCUUACCAGAGUCUGAAGUUGAGCGCCUAGGAGUUAUCGAGUUUCUGAUGAAGCUCAACAAAACCAGUGAGGCUAGCUUCAAGGACUGUAUAGCUCAGUUGUUGCUACAACAAGGCAAUGAUAUAGCAUGUAUCGUCUACGACGAGCUCAUGUACUUCUGUGAAGCUGCAGCUAAGGAGUUCAACCUUCCAAGUAUCAUUUUCAGCACUACAACUGCUACACAUAAAGUUUGCUGCAGUGUUUUAAGCAAACUCAAUGCCAAGAAGUUCUUGAUCGACAUGGAAGAUCCUGAAGUGCAGGACAAGGUGGUGAAAAAUUUGCAUCCAUUAAAAUACAAAGACUUACCGGCUUCAGGAGUGGGGCCAUUAGAACCAUAUUUUAAGUUCUGUAGAGAGAUAGUCAACAAAAGAACAGCUUCCGCUGUUAUCAUCAAUACGGUGAGCUGUCUAGAGAACUCUUCUCUGUCAUGGCUGCAACAAGAACUCGGAAUUCCAGUGUACCCAUUAGGCCCUCUUCACAUUUUAGCUUCAACGUAUUCUAGUUUACUGCAAGAAGACAGGAGCUGCAUUGGAUGGCUGAACAAGCAGAAACCAAGGUCAGUUAUAUACAUAAGCAUUGGAAGCGUAGCUCAGAUGCAAACCAAGGAAUUCUUGGAGAUGGUUUGUGGAUUGUCUAAUAGCAACCAACCUUUCUUGUGGGUCAUCCGACCGGGUUCUAUCUCCGGUUCAGAAUGGAUAGAGUCAUUUCCAGAGGAAGUUAGUAAGAUAGUCUCAGAAAAGGGAUACAUAGUGAAAUGGGCACCACAAAUAGAAGUACUUGGACAUCCUGCAGUGGGAGGGUUCUGGAGCCAUUGUGGAUGGAACUCAACGCUCGAGAGCAUUGUGGAAGGAGUUCCAAUGAUUUGCAUGCCUUUUAUUGGUGAGCAGAAGCUAAACGCAAAGUAUAUAGAGAGUGUGUGGAGAAUUGGUAUUCAGCUGGAAGGUAAAGUGGAAAGAGGACAGGUUGAAAAAGCUGUGAAGAGGUUGAUUGUGGGUGAAGUAGGUGCUGACAUGAGGAAAAAGAGCCCUUGGUUUAAAAGAGAAGCUCAAAGCCUCUGUGAGAAGUGGAGGCUCCUCACACAAAGCAUUGGAUGA
Messenger RNA from Eutrema salsugineum, 1329 nucleotides. RefSeq names its product UDP-glycosyltransferase 76E6. The coding region runs from base 1 to 1329 and encodes 442 amino acids. Gene Ontology annotation, molecular function: UDP-glycosyltransferase activity. NCBI's taxonomy places the organism in Eukaryota, Viridiplantae, Streptophyta, Magnoliopsida, Brassicales, Brassicaceae. The transcript has 2 exons. The record is from RefSeq and is a predicted model, not a curated record.